Molecule: messenger RNA, 6287 nt
Organism: Empidonax traillii (willow flycatcher)
Lineage: Eukaryota; Metazoa; Chordata; Aves; Passeriformes; Tyrannidae
Gene: SH2B3
Product: SH2B adaptor protein 3
Exons: 7
Coding region: 248-2173 (641 amino acids)
Biological process (GO): intracellular signal transduction
Cellular component (GO): plasma membrane
Molecular function (GO): transmembrane receptor protein tyrosine kinase adaptor activity
Source: RefSeq, a predicted model, not a curated record
GAAAUCUCGGGCCACUGGGGCUGAGGACGCUGAGAGGGCGCUUCUGACAUAGAUGAAGUUGAUAAAGGAAAGUGUGAUCGCUGGGAGCUGGGACAGCCGCCCGUGGGAGGGAGGGCAGGCACCCGAACGCUCCCACCGCUCCUCCGUCCUCGGGAAAAGAGCCAGAAGGUGUAAUUAUGCGUAAAGCAACGGCAGGAGGAAUUAAAAAGCAGCUUUUAAGCGCGGCCACAUCGCUGGAGCCACGGCAAUGAAUGGGCAGGCGCUGCCGGCCGGCACGCCAGCGCAUCCCCGGGGCUGGCAUGAGUUCUGCGAGCUGCACGCCAUCAGCACCGCCAAGGAGCUGGCGCGGCACUACCUGCGCUUCGCCACCGAGCACCCGCACCAUGACCUCCUGGCCGCCGAGAACUUCUCGGUGCAGUUCACCGACCUCUUCCAGCAGUACUUCUGCCACGAGGUGAAGGAGGGCAUCGCCAUGAACCAGCUCCGCAUCCUACCCGGCGGCCCAGCGCGGGAUUACCGGGACACGCACCGGCGGCACACCGACGCUUCCUUGGGCACCGUGGCCACCAAAGCCGAGGCGGAGCCCGGCGCCCGCCCCGAGCAACCCGUCCGAACCCCUGAGGCUGCCCCGUCCGGACUGCGCAAGUCGUGGAGCUCGGAGGAGCUGGCGGGGCCGGCGCGGAGACCCUUCUCGCUCAGCCAGCUGCGCAGGAGCUGGCGCAGCCUCUUCCGACGCCGCUCCUCGGACGCCCUGGCCGGGGAUGGCGACGGGGAGGCGGCCGAGGCGGCUCUCAAGCCGGGACUGGGUAAGCGCAUCCUGCCGUGGGGGCUGUCGCGGGAGCAGCCCCCCGAGGUGCGCAAGGAGGGACUCCUCAAGUACGGGCUGCUGGACGAGAGCUCCCUGGACAGUGGGACGCGCUGGCAGCGCUGCCGCCUGGCGCUGCGGCGAGCGGGGCUGCCCGACGCCGAGGGCUUUGUGCUGGAGCUCUUCGACCCGCCCAAGAGUUCCAAGCCGAAGCUCCACGUCGCCUGUUCCACCGUGCAGGAGGUGCGGAGGUGCACCCGCCUCGAGAUGCCCGAUAACCUCCACACCUUCGUCCUCAAGGUCACCAACGCCACCGACAUCCUGUUCGAGGCCGGGGAUGAGCAGCAGCUCAACUCAUGGACGGCUGAGAUUCGGGAGUGUGUGUGCAGGGGGUCUGACACGGGUGACCCCGAGCUCCUGGUGUGCCGGCACCCUGACCCCUCAUCCGCCAACCCCACCACCAGCACUGACCCCCUCGGCCAAGGUGAGCAGCGGGGACACCCAGGGCACCCUGGGGACAGAACAUUCCUUGCCAGGGGGUCACCGUGUCCAGCCGUGGCUGGGCUGAUUUGGUUCCCCUUUGGCAUGACGGGGGUGACAGAGCCAGAGGGGAGGGCGAUGGGGGUUGUGGGCAGGGGUCUCCACUUCCCAGGGACACUCAUCCCUGUGCCUGCCCCAGCAGUGGCAACGCCAGGGGGCCCAGGGGAGGCGGCGGGGCCGAAGAUGGAGCAGUUCCUCUCCUCCUGCCCCUGGUUCCACGGGCCCAUCUCCCGCGUGAAGGCGGCUCAGCUGGUGCAGCUGGGGGGGCUGGAGGGUCACGGCGUGUUCCUGGUGCGGCAGAGCGAGACGCGCCGCGGCGAGUACGUGCUCACCUUCAACUUCCAGGGCAGAGCCAAGCACCUGCGGCUGGCGCUGACAGAGCGGGGCCAGUGCCGUGUCCAGCACCUGCGCUUCUCCUCCAUCGUGGAGAUGCUGCACCACUUCCACCGCUACCCCAUCCCGCUGGAGUGCGGCACGGCCUGCGACGUGCGGCUCUCCAGCUACGUCGUGGUCCUGUCCCACUCCCAAGCAGCUCCCGGCUCCAGCACCACGGUCCCUCUCCCGCUGCCUGUCCCUGGCUGGAGCCCCGAGUUCAGCCUCGCCCCCGCCAGCUCCUCCUGCCCCCACAGUGCCGACGAGGCUCCCCCCGGCCCCCCCUCGGAGCAGAUCUUCCACCUGGUGCCUCCGCCGGCCGAGCUGGCGCAGAGCCUGCGCCCCAGCAGGACCCCCCCGGCCCCCGGGCCCCGGCACCGCGAGUCGGACUACGAGGUGGAGGCGCCAGGCCGGGGCCACGUCCGUGCCAUCGACAACCAGUACACACCACUCUGACUGGCACUGGGAUGCACUUUUGGGUGGAGAAAUCCUAGAGACCUUCUGGGGAUCCAUCGAGAGAAAGAAUGUACCUGUUUCUUCCUUCUGGUUAGGGAUGAUUAUUGUAUUUUCGCAAGGAAGGGGGUAAUUUUUCACUCCUGUAUGGGUGUGCUCCCUCUCGUUGGCCUGUUGAAGGGCCUCUUAUUGUUAUUUUUGUUGUUAUUCUCAAAGCUUUCUCAUUACUGUUUACACACCGCUCGUGCCUGUGCCCCCGUGUGCCGAGCACCGCGACGCCGGGCUCGGCCUCCCGCCUGUCCCAGCAAAGGAACCAGAGUCUGUGCUACACCCACAGAACUGGAGAAAGAUAAAAAAAAAAAAACAAAAAAACAAACAGAAAACUAAGAGAAAAAGGAUCAUAAAUUCAUUGACAAGUUGCUGCUCUAGGCCCUGUCCUCCCGCCUCAGCACCUGCUGCCACUGCCAAACCCUCCAGCAAAGCCCAGCCUGAGCGGAGCUCCCGCCUCGGGUGCCAGCAGAGUUUGGGCUUUGUUUUUAGAUAAGGCAAAAACUGGCUUUUCUUGCACUUCUUUUUUAACCCAGCACAGCCACAGUCGCUCCCUGCACCAGCCAGGGGAACGCUCACCUCGCUUGCCCAGCUAAUUGAGACGUGAACACUAAUUGCUCCAUCCUUAAUCGUGUCACCAGCUGAGAACUAACACAGAGACUGACAGCAAACCACGCCUGCUGGUGAUGGAGGGCUUUAUCCCGGGGAGGGAGGUAUUUUAUCCCUGUCACUGAGAGGUUUUAUCCCAGUGAUGGGCACAUUCAGUCCAUGUGGUGGAAUCGUUUUAUCCCGAUGUUGGAACUGUUUUAUCCUGGUGAUGGAAUUGUUUUAUCCCAGUGAUGAAACUGUUCUACUGUUCUACCCCAGUGAUGGAACAGUUCUAUCCCAGUGACUGGAAGCGUUUUAGGCACAAAUUUAGAGUCAGUUUUUCCCCUAAACAUUUUCUCACCCUCACCAGCUCAGUCCACCUUCUGUCACUUGCCUUUUCCCCCCAACCACCGUGUCACCAAGAAUUUGGUGGUAUUUAAAGCUACACAGGCAAGGGGGGGUUGCUUGGACACCUCCUCACCUGGAGGAAAAACCUGUCCCAGCAAAUCUCUGGGUCUCAAGGUCCCCUGAUCCCAAAUCUCCACUGCUGGUUCCAAGCCCUGGUGCUGCUUCACCUGCCAGGGGCUGGGGCAGCCGUGGGAGAGGAACCACUUCUUCGAAGCUACCGUUAUUUUAAGAAUGAGGAAGGGCUGGAGCUGUUGCGACAGCCGGGUGGGGGGAUGUUCACAGCAUUCAACUUCCAGAUUUCCCAGCGGAGCCCCCGGGAUUUCGGCUGCAGGACUUGUCUUGAGAACUGCCUUCCAGAAAGCUUUUGGUUUCUGUUUUCCUUGAAGUUGCAGUACAGGUGGGAGCCCUCAGGAGCAUUAACAUUUAGGAAUUAAUUUGAAAACAAGCGAACACAAAGCCUUGUUGGGCUGAGUUAGGGUAUUUCACAAAAAUCCAGCCUCUAAGAUGGGCUUGGUGAGCCCAGUUGGUAGCCAAGGUCAGGAGCUGAAGGGUAAAUCCCGGUGCUGUGGGGCAAGGCCAGAAUAUCCAGGGCCUAAAACAGCUCAGGGAGUGGCAAUGAGAGCAAAUCUGGGUUUACAAGUCACAGUCGAAGGAUGUGACUGGGAGAAACAGGAACCAUCAACUCGAGAAACCAUUUAGGAUUUGCAUUUUAUGCCUCCCCAUCACUUGCUCCAGCUCUCCCCUGGGUUUUGUGCAUUUAGAGCAGGCAGAGGCUUUUUUCCCCUCCUUUCUCUUGAAAAUGGGUGCAUGGGGAGGAAUCAAUCCUACUUUUCUGUGGGGAUCAGCAUUCCCAGCACUCAGCACAUGCUGUCACACACUCACUGCUGAAACUGGAGCACUAAGAGCGAAUUGCACUGGUCCAGCUCCUCCAGCACUGCCAGAGGCUGAGGGGGAAACAAAGGCAGCCCUGUCCUCCUGGAGCUCCUCAGCUGUAUCCGCAUCCCAUUUCCCUGCCCGGAGCAGCACAAAGGCUGCAUCCAGUGGCAGGAGCACAUCUCUGGGCUGGUCUGUGCCAGGCAAGUCAGCUCCCUCCCUCCCUAAUAAAUAACUCCCCGUGGUCUGCAUUUGCAGGGAUGGGGAAGGGAAGGGGGAGGAAGCACACGCAAAUUGUUUUCCUUUCCUUGCUUAGUGCCUGGUUCCUAAAGCCUUGGAAAACACGUACACGUGCUAAACCUUGCUGAGAUUCCUGAUUUUAGUCCCACUGAGAACCAGGGAGCUGCUUUCAAAGGGGUUUUUCCCCCCUAAAAAAUGAGGUGGUCUCUCCUGAAUCUCCCCACAUCUGCAAAGAAAGGAUGGGCUGGGAAAAGGGAUCACUGUUCACAGCCAGUGCAGCCCUUGCCAGAUGAAUCCACAUAAAUCCCUGCCAGAUCAAUCAGAUGCUGCUGGGGUGGGUUGUUUUGGCAUUCCAGGGUUUAUUGUUCCAGUGCCAGAACCGUAACAUGCAUGUGCAUGUGGUAUUUUUAACCUGCAGUUUAAUUGCAAGGGGUUUCUCCGCAGCUGAAAUGGAAAUUGCUGUGCUUGAUCACCAAAAUAUAUGUUGGGUUCAUUGUCACCCCAGCAGCUGCUUCCCCUGUGCAAACAAACUCCUGUUCUUCUCACCCAGAGCAGUGGGGAAGUACUCUAUUUAAUAAUUUCCAUCCCAAAACUCACCAACGAGGGGGCCAAGGGUUUUCCAGCCCUCCCAGCUCCAUCAUAUCCCCGUCUCAGACCCACUGUGCUCCUGAGCCAGCACCUGAGGUGAUUUUUGGGUCAUUUCCCAAGCUCCUGGGGACUGAGUUUGAACUCCCAUUUCUCCUAGAAAGCAUCUGGUUUGUGACACAGGUCAGAGCCCGACACACAGUCCCACCUCUGCUCCUGCCAGCACCCUGCUCCUCCAUUCCACAGGGCACCCAAUCCUUGAUUAGAGCAGCGGGCAGAGAGCAUUAACCAUUCCAUCCUAUGGAAUGUAAGCAACUUGCAGGGAUCUUUAUAUUCUUGUGACCUGGGGGAAGAUAGGGCUGAGCAGGUUUAGUUCCUCAGCCCAUGUGGGUUUUUAUUGGUGUUUAUGAAGUCUCAGUGUUGAGUUUUUAGGGGAGGGGAAGCCAAGGGAAGAGUCUCUGGGUGGCUCUUAGCAGGUACAGCCACCUCCCAGGUGUGACCCCACUUGUGCCUUGGCCCUGGAGAUGGAAUGUGAGUUUGGAUCCAACCUAACAAAGCCAUGACCCACAGCAGGGGCUCCGGAGGCCUUUCCUGGUGGCCUCUCCCAGGAGAGGCUGUUUUCGGGGGGAGCCCCAUUUCAUGCAGGUACUCAGGGCAGGUUUUGGCAAUAAGGAUGCAAACCAGGCAGUGCCUUCUCUCUGUGGGACAGCAGGGACCUGGCUUAGGGCAUAACCCAAGAGUUGGGUCCAGCCACAACUCCUCCCCAUUAUCAUCUUCAUAAAUCACUUGUUUGCUGACAGACCCCCCUGCUCUGUGGCUUUUUCAUGUCCCUUUGGGUGUCAGGCUCUGCAGAAGUCCAUGACAUGAAGCAUUAUUUGAUGUCUCCCUCCCACCUCCCACAUCCCAGCCCUGUGGAACAGCACCAGCAGGUACCAAACACUGACACCUCCACCCCUCACCUCACUGACGCUAUUUUGGGGCAAAGGUUAUGGGGAGAGAUCCAGGGAUAAGACAAAGCUUCUCUUUUCCAACCUGGACCACCAAACACUGGCCUUACCAGUAUUCCAAAUUUUAAUUUCAGCUUGUUUGAUCCAAACAGCCCCAACCUUCACCAGCAACUCCCGGGGAGGCGACUGUGUGUUCCCAAACUCAGCCUUCAGCAGGACGAUUAAAACCAACAUUCUGUUGGGACUUAAUUAAUAUGAAAGUUCUACUUUUCACCUGCACAGAAAAGUCCUUCUUGUAAUUUUUUUCUAUAUAUUGUUUCUGUAUGUACUGUACAAGUAACUUAUUCUUGAAUAAUGCGAUUUUACCGUAAUAUUAAAAAAAAAAAAAAAUCUGCUCUUAAUAAACUGUUUUUAGAACUCGUUUCUCA